AGGUUUCUCUCUCUCCUUUUCUCUGUUCACGCAUCUCCAUUUUUCACGGAGAUGAAGUUGAAAAGAGAGAAGACCAACUUUUGUUUUUUUUUUGUCUCUGAUCUUUGAUCUUGAUAGUUUUCGGGUUAGCCGAUCAAUACUUCCGAUUGACGGAUUUCUCUUUUUGCCGGUAGCGGAAUUAUCUUCGCGUUGGCGACUUUUGAAAUGUCUUCUUCAAUCACCAUCGAGCUGAUCUUCACUCUCAUCCUUCUCGGAUCGUGGUUGAAGAUAAUAAUCUCCGAUCUUUUGAUCGGUGAUAGUAAUAUAUGUCGCUUUCCAUCAACUUUCUUCUAUAUCCCGUUGGUGAUUGAUCGGAAUCGCUUGGUUUCACCGCUCAUCUUGCCAACUUCCUAAGAGAAUUAGUCUCUAUAUGUUGAUUUAGCCGGCUUGGCUUUAAAGAGAGCUUUUCAGAUCGGGAGAUGUGUGGGUUUGAAGGAUUAUGUAGUCAGCCUUGGAGUAGAUCAAGAAGAGUUGGCGUCUAUGAUGGUCCGGCAAAUGGUCUUUCUUUAACCUGAUAAAAUUAUCCUCCGGUGAAUCAAGUUGAAUACGGUUAAGUCAUCUCGGUUGGGGUGGAAGGCGUUUGCAAGAACAAAUCAAUGUGUCCGAUGUUGUAGCUUGAGUAAAAGGAGGAUUUGCUGGCGGAGCUGCGGCAUCAGAGUCCUCUCUUUGCACAGCGGCGUGUUUCCAAGCACGUGAACUGAGUUUGCUACAUGCAGAAGCAUUGGAUGACACGUGUAUUGCUUCUUUGAAUGUUGGAACGCGUGGAAUUGCUGUGUCACCCCAGAUACAGGAAGACAAAUCAAUGUCGGUUAUUGGGUUUCUUUGGGUUUAUUUUAUAUACGGGUUGUAACUAAUGGGGUUGGACCAUUGACUGUAUCUUGUAUGUGCCCAGUUGAGUUUUCAAAUAUGAAAUGAAAGGUUAGACAAAAAAAAGAUAAAAGAAUAAAGCGGUAAAUUUGUAAGAAAACAAAAGUAAGAGGAGCGAAUAAGCAAAUCGAGACUCUGGCAUCAUCUCCCACCUCUCCCACACACGAGACUCGAGACCAGUGAUAACCAUCAUCUCUUCACCCAAAUUUAGCAGCUCCAGCUUCUGAUCUCGGUGGGAAUUCUCUCCGAUCGGCGCUUCUCGUGAUCCCUUCUCCGUCGGAUCUCACGGCGUAAAAAUUCAUCGUAUCUGAACCGCAACAGUAUUAGCCAUGGCUCCUCCAGCCGCUUCGCAGCGUUAUCCGUCACCGUCCCAACCUUCAGGGAAAAGCGAAGUAACAGAUCUGAAAUCCCAGCUUCGUCAGCUAGCUGGAAGCAGAGCUCCAGGAGUCGACGAUUCGAAGCGCGACCUCUUCAAGAAAGUGAUAUCUUACAUGACGAUCGGCAUCGACGUCUCAUCCGUAUUCGGAGAAAUGGUCAUGUGCUCGGCGACGUCAGACAUCGUCUUGAAGAAGAUGUGUUAUCUCUACGUUGGUAACUACGCCAAGGGCAAUCCUGAUCUUUCCCUUCUCACGAUCAAUUUCCUCCAGAGGGAUUGCAAAGAUCAGGAUCCUAUGAUCCGCGGGCUCGCCUUGAGGAGUUUGUGUUCGUUACGAGUGCCGAACCUUGUGGAGUAUCUGGUUGGUCCCUUAGGGAGCGGGCUAAAGGAUAAUAACAGUUAUGUGAGAACAAUCGCUGUGACUGGAGUGCUGAAGCUGUAUCACAUCUCGGCUUCGACAUGUAUUGAUGCUGAUUUUCCUGCGACGCUGAAAAGUUUGAUGCUUCAUGAUUCAGAUGCUCAGGUAGUUGCCAAUUGCCUGUCUGCACUUCAAGAGAUUUGGAGUUUAGAAGCAAGCCAUUCUGAGGAAGCAUGCCGGGAGAAGGAAUCCUUGCUUAGCAAACCAGUUAUAUAUUAUUUCUUGAAUCGGAUCAAGGAAUUUAAUGAAUGGGCGCAGUGUCUUAUACUUGAGUUGGCAGUAAAAUAUGUGCCAUCAGAUAGUAAUGAUAUUUUUGAUAUUAUGAAUCUGUUGGAAGAUAGACUUCAGCAUGCCAAUGGUGCUGUUGUCUUGGCAACAGUCAAAGUGUUUCUGCAGUUAACACUCUCCAUGACUGAUGUUCAUCAACAGGUAUAUGAGCGUAUUAAAUCCCCACUUCUGACUCUCGUCAGUUCUGGAAGUCCAGAGCAGUCGUAUGCAAUCUUGAGCCACCUUCAUCUUUUGGUUGUCCGUGCGCCAUUCAUUUUUGCCUCAGACUAUAAGCAUUUCUACUGCCAGUACAAUGAACCCUCAUAUGUCAAAAAGUUGAAGCUUGAGAUGUUGACUGCUAUUGCAAAUGAGAGCAACACUUACGAAAUUGUGACGGAACUGUGCGAGUAUGCUGCAAACGUUGAUAUUGCAAUUGCAAGGGAAUCAAUUCGAGCGGUUGGGAAGAUUGCUUUGCAGCAGUAUGAUGUUAAUGCGAUUGUUGAUAGACUUCUUCAGUUUCUGGCGAUGGAAAAGGACUAUGUCACUGCUGAAACUUUGGUUCUUGUCAAGGACCUUCUUAGGAAGUAUCCACAAUGGAGCCAUGAUUGCAUUUCUGUCGUUGGCGGUAUCAGCAGUAAAAACAUCCAAGAACCAAAAGCCAAGUCGGCUCUUAUAUGGAUGUUGGGUGAAUAUGCUCAGGAUAUGAGUGAUGCUCCUUAUGUUUUGGAGAAUCUGAUAGAAAACUGGGAGGAAGAGCAUUCGGCUGAGGUUCGGUUGCAUCUCCUAACUGCAGCAAUGAAAUGCUUUUUCAAGAGGCCACCUGAGACUCAGAGAGCCCUUGGAAUAGCUCUAGCUGCAGGGAUGGCUGACUUUCACCAGGAUGUUCACGAUCGAGCCUUGUUCUACUAUCGUGUUCUGCAAUACGACGUACAUGUGGCUGAACGUGUGGUUAGUCCUCCAAAACAGGCGGUUUCAGUAUUUGCUGACACUCAAAGCAGUGAAAUCAAAGACCGUAUAUUUGACGAGUUUAACAGCCUUUCUGUGAUCUACCAGAAGCCGUCUUACAUGUUCACGGAUAAGGAACACCGAGGCCCCUUUGAGUUUUCAGACGAAAUUGGAAACAUUCCCAUCACACCUGAAGCCUCCAGUGACAUUGUUCCACAGCAAUUUGAGGCAAAUGACAAAGACCUGCUUCUGAGUACUGACGAGAAGGAUGACAACAGAGGACUUUCCACUACUGGUUCUGCUUACACGGCCCCUUCAUAUGACAACUCUAAUAUAUCCUCACAAAUGCAAGAGCUUGCAAUCUCCGGCCCUGCCACGCCCGCGACUACCCAACAAUCUAGCUUUGAUUUCGAUGAUAUCUUUGGUUUGGGAUUGUCAACAGCUCCUGCUCCUGCUCUAACGCCAUCACCGCCUCUUUUAAAACUUAACCCAAGAGCUGCUCUAGAUCCAGGCGCCUUCCAACAGAAAUGGCGCCAGUUGCCGAUAUCAUUAACACAGGACUGUUCUGUGAAUCCCCAGGGAAUUGCGGCCUUGACAGUUCCACAAUCACUUAUCAAACAUAUGCAGAGUCAUUCCAUCCACUGUAUCGCAUCGGGUGGGCAAUCUCCAAACUUCAAGUUUUUCUUCUUUGCUCAAAAGGAAUCAGAACCGUCAUCAAACUAUCUGACAGAGUGUGUCAUAAACUCUUCAUCAGCCAAGGCACAGAUAAAAGUGAAAGCGGACGAGCAGAGUACGUCUCAGGCAUUCGCAACCGUAUUUGAAACAGCCUUGUCCGAGUUUGGCAUGCCGUAAAAAGCUCUUGGCCUCUUGUGUAUCAGUAUCAUCAAAUAGAGUUCGCUGGAUGGAUCUCUCUACGUUUGGUUGUAAAAUGCGAUAAUACUGUUAUAUGAGUUUUAUAUUCUCGCUCACCUUAAACCACGUUACUUAUGGAGUGGUACUUUAUUAUCCUUAGACGUGGAACUUUUCAGCUUCA
Messenger RNA from Brassica napus (rape), 3945 nucleotides. Its product is annotated as beta-adaptin-like protein A. NCBI's taxonomy places the organism in Eukaryota, Viridiplantae, Streptophyta, Magnoliopsida, Brassicales, Brassicaceae. Gene Ontology annotation, biological process: intracellular protein transport; vesicle-mediated transport. The coding region runs from base 1236 to 3764 and encodes 842 amino acids. The record is from RefSeq and is a predicted model, not a curated record. Gene Ontology annotation, molecular function: clathrin binding. The transcript is spliced from 11 exons. Gene Ontology annotation, cellular component: membrane coat; clathrin adaptor complex.